AUUUUACAUCACUUUUUUUUACAGUGAUUCAUAGCUCAACAAUAUUUAUCUAGGGUGUAUUGCUGUUAAAGGAUAUUGAUGGGAUACUGGAAUCGGUGGGUGAAUAAUAUAUGGUUUAUUUUCAAUGAGAGCUGCAUAUACGCAUCCAUGGUGCUUUUUAAAAGACAGUGACGAAUUUUUUACACUUAUCACUGUAUUCUUAUUAUGAUGUCAUCUAAAAGUCACACUGGAAGACGGCAAUUCUGAUGUCAAGCGGUGUGAAAGGAUGUCCUGAAAUCUUUCAGUGGUCCCCUGGUGAAGCGGUUCCAGAUGACUAUACAUUUUACGAACCGAUACGUUUGGUAGAAUGGCUGCCUACUAGAAAUGGCGAACCAUUCAUUAUCUUUUCUGGUGGUGGACGUUCUUCUGGAGCUCAAACUGUCAUUCAUUCACCAGUAGCUACUACUAAUGUCUCCUCAACUUCGUUACUUAAUUCAGAUCAAUCUGAAAAUGAUCCAAAUUUAUCAUCAUCAUCAUGUAUGGUUUCUAGUAAUCAUAUGUUAACUAUCAAAAGAGGCAAAAAGUUGGUUGUUUUACAAUUGGAUCAUAAACUCGUUCAAUUUACAUCUCUUUGUGUGUCUCCUUACACAAGUGAGACAAUGGAUCCUUAUGCAGUUGCCAUAUUAUUACAAGAAGAUCUUGUUGUUAUUGAUCUCUUAUCUACAAACUUCGCAACAUUUGAAAACCCAUAUCCAAUGGAUUUGCAUAGUUCUCCUGUCACCAGCUGUUUAUAUUUAGUUGAUUGUCCUGGAGACUUGAUACCUGCUUUCUAUUCUGUUAGCAGUCGUCGGAACCGUACUCAAAGUGGCACGUGUGCUGAACCUGAUGUGUUCAGCAGUCGCGAAUGGCCUAUUACUGGAGGAGAAUGGCGCUUAAGUAAUCAACAAGUUCCCGAAUUAAUCAUAACGGGACAUGCUGAUGGAUCUGUUCGAUUUUGGGAUGCAUCCGAAGUUUCGUUGACGCCACUCUAUAAGUUUCGUACUUCGAAGUUGUUUGCAAACCCAUCAAAUGGUACAUCUAAUCCUGUUGAAACAGGCAGUACUUCACUUUCUGAUGCAAAAGAUAUCAAUGCUCAAUAUUCUCCGAUUUUAUUAGCAACUGAAAGCGAUCCUCUUGCCAUACAUUUUAUGCACUUCUGCUCGGAUUCCCGUAAACUGUUAACUGCAAGCAGUACCCAUACUUGUUUAUUACACUUCAGUCGACGAGAAAUAAAUCUUGAAACUGCAGUUAUGGAUAUCAAUAUGGCUUAUGAUGGAUUAGAUGAUAUUGGUUUCGCCUAUUCAACUGGUGAUACUUUCUCUGAUGAUCAUUUGAAUACUGCUGAAAAUUUAUCUGGUAACGUGACUAAGGAUACUGUCCAACAGUCAUUACCUCAUGUAUCCAGUGGAAGUGUUAGCUCUUAUCAAUCUGCAUCUCCGACAGAAAGGGAUUUACGUGUAUUCGUUCCAGUACGUCAAGGUAGCCAUUAUUGGCCUCCAGGCUAUCAACCACUUCUUGUUUGUCGUGUAGGCAUACUUGGACUAAGCUUUGAAUCAAAUCUAAAGUCAAGUACCGAUCCUACAGCUUCCUGUCUCAUCCCUCCGCCAUCCAUUACAGCUAUUAGUAUGAGUUCAGCUUUUAGUUUAAUGGCUAUUGGAAGUGAAUUCGGGAUUGCUGUUGUGGAUUAUGUUCACAAGAUUAGCUUGCUGUCUAUUUCGUCUUCUGACUUAUUAAGUCGCGGUCCUAUCAAUCUAACUGGGUCGUCUGCUUCAGGUGAAGUGAAAUUCUGUGAUCAGAAUAAUAGUUCAGCUGGCUCAACUUCGUUAGCUAAUACAUGCAUUAUAAACAAUCAGACAGCUUUGAAAAACGUCCACUCAAAUUCAGAUGCUGUACAAUCGAGUGAGUCAUCUAGUACCGGUUAUACAACACGCUAUGUAUUAUCAAGAGCUACAACUGUUAAAAGUGAAUUGAAACGUGCCAAGUCCCAAGGAAACUCUUCAGUCAUAUUACGUCAACCAGAAAAGUGCUCCGACCUUUCACAGUUUUCACAUCCGGGAAGUUUAACCGCAAGUUCUAGCUCAUUAGAUAAUCUAAACUGUGAGACAAUUAAAACAAUUUUGUUCACUGAAUGGAUAUCUCCUAAACAAGACUUACAUUUUGUCCCAAAUCUCUGGAUCGGGACAUCUCGUGGAUGUGUCCUUGCUUUGAAUCUAAAGUAUCGAGUAUUGAAUAAUGUCCCAAUCAAUCACUCAUAUUGUAUUGCUUCUUUGUAUCGUUUACGUGGAGAUAUUAUUCACAUUAGCCUGUUGGAUAAUACCGGUGAUAUUUUACCGAGUCCUUCUGAGCGUUGGGAUGAUUCAUUUAUUUUCAAAGGUGGUGCUGCCUCUGAACUUUCGAAACAAGCAUCUCUUAUAUCUUGUUCAUCCAUAUGUUCUGAAGGAACUUCUAUGUAUACUAAUGCUGACGCAUAUAGUUCAACUGAUACUGGUUUCAAGUCUUGUGGUGGUGGUGGUGGCAGUGUUCGAGCAUUGAAAGAGUCAGUUAUUCGACAAAAUACGGUCACCACACAUACAUCUUCAACAUCAACAUCGGGUCACUCUAGUACUAUACUAUCCAAUACUAUGAGCGGUGGUGGCAGUACAUUUCAGUCAAGUGUUACAGCUGGACUUGAUUCUCCUACAACAUCCAAAGGUUUUAUCGAGUGUGACCGACAGCUGCUUGUCCUUUGUUCUGAAAAGCAAGCUCGAGUAGUUGCACUUCCUUCACAAAAUUGUCUUUAUAAGGUAAAAAUAACUGAAACAAGUCAAGUGGUACGUGCUUCCGUACAACGUUUGAGACCAUCGCAUAAUAGCGGAACAUCAACAGCUAGUUUCCUCGCGUGUUAUCUUGCAAAUGGACAUUUUGUUGCCUUCUCAUUACCAAGUUUACGUUUAUUAAUGGAUGUAGAUUAUUUACCGUAUACAGAAUGUGUAAGUCGUUCGUUUGCAUUUGGUCAGUAUGGUCAAUCUGUGUAUUUGGUGUCGCCCUCAGAAUUAGCUAAAAUCACCUGGGCAUCAGAUGUUUGUGCGAAUUUACGUGAUAUGCAAGGUGAGAUAUUUCUACCAAGUAAUAUGCCAGAACCUCCUAAGAAAAACUUUUUUAAAAAUUUGUUAAGUGGAACUUUGGUAUCUUCAUUAGAUCGAGAUGAAUUGUUUGGUGAAGCAAGUUCGGGGAAGGGGACACCUGGCGCUACUACUCUACUACCAAAUGCUCGUAUGGAAAAGUUAUCUGGUCAAACUGGUGCUGCCUCUUCUGAAAUUGCACGAGCUAGAAAUGCUGCCAUCGAACGUGAAGACUAUUAUUGCAGCAAUCGACUCUUGCUUAUUUUCCUACUUGAUUGCUCUCAGAUUAGUGAAACAGCUGUGGCAUCCAAUUCUCGUACAUUCAAUUCAAAUUCAUGGAGAGGCAGUACGUAUCUCGUAUCCUAUCCAGUCUCUGAACAUUCACCAUACGCGAUGGCACGGCAGGAUCAGCAAACGAAUCUCCCGGGUCCUAAAACAAAAUACAUCAACCGUUACUCGACUUUUCAGUCUAAUGUACCAUCCUAUCCACUAUUUGUGCAACCAGCCAUGAAUCCUGAUCCCAAACAACCAUCAUAUUUAGUUGAACAACAACCUGUACAAAGUCGCACAACUAUCGCGUAUUCUAGUGACCAACAAAUCCAACCAACUGCAACAAACACUGUUUCUGAUGACGAAAUGGAAAUCACGCCUAGAACAAUUGCUCAGAACCCACAGUACUCAGACUCUUCUAUUGUUGGUGCCCCGGAUGAUGGAGUUAUCGGGAGUAAUGGCGGUAUUCUCGGAAGUCCGCAAGAUGUCGCAGUAGUUGAAAGUGCAGGUCAAUCACUUUAUUCCGGUGAUACGAGACAAAACCCAUAUUUGUAUCCUAGUCCAGUGCCACCAGAUCCAAGAUUUUAUAGUUCGCCCAUGAAUCCUCCUCGAUAUCAAUUAGAUAAACGUAUCAAUACUGCAUACUAUGGGAUAGGUCAAUAUGAACAGCCGUUGUACAGUCAAGUACCUAGAGGAACUAUUCCCUCAUCACAGUAUACAAAUGGACCUACAAGCACUAGUAUACAUUAUUGGAAGAAAGCUAGGCGUGGUCAAACCAAGUCGUGGCAUCUCUCGAACUGAGUUAUGUGUGAAGUAGACUGCCUGGUUGGGAUCUGGAUGACUGUCGCAAUCAAUGUUUGGAGACUGGUCGACAGAGAUCAGAAUCGUUUGGAAUAGUGCAGGUGCACAACUUUUAUCGGCCUUUCUAAGGUUUUAACUUAUUUUGUAAAUUUGUUUGAUUCUGCUAACCUUCUUAAAUAAUCUCUUCUGCAUCUAAUCUUUUUUCUUAUCACUACUACUGUUACUACAUCUACUCCAGGAUUCGUCUCGAUUAUUUUAUCUAGCCGUGUGACAACUUAGACUGGUGUAUAUAUGUCGUGGGUCCUACUUUGAACAUAACUGACUGGCUGACUUCAUUUACCUUGUGCCUCUAGUAGUCUGAAUAACAGAUUGAGCUAUUGAAUAUUAGAAGCUGAAAACGAAAUAGGUAACUUUGAGCGAUGAAGGUAUAGGAC
Schistosoma spindalis is the source of this 4624-nucleotide messenger RNA. Lineage: Eukaryota; Metazoa; Platyhelminthes; Trematoda; Strigeidida; Schistosomatidae. The record is from the annotation of a GenBank genome assembly.